Molecule: messenger RNA, 987 nt
Organism: Hyla sarda
Lineage: Eukaryota; Metazoa; Chordata; Amphibia; Anura; Hylidae
Product: olfactory receptor 5B12-like
Exons: 1
Coding region: 1-987 (328 amino acids)
Biological process (GO): G protein-coupled receptor signaling pathway
Cellular component (GO): membrane
Molecular function (GO): olfactory receptor activity; G protein-coupled receptor activity
Source: RefSeq, a predicted model, not a curated record
AUGAGGAAUAUGAAGGAAAAUCAAACAAUAACAUAUUUCAUUAUAAAGGGAAUAUCUGAUGUUCCUGAGCUCCAGGCUCCUAUAUUUGUUCUGGUUUUACUCAUUUAUCUGGUUGUUCUUGUCGGGAAUAUGAGUCUUCUUCUCCUGGUCUGCCUGGACUCUCAUCUUCACACUCCCAUGUAUUUCUUCCUUGCUAAUUUGUCUAUAGUGGACAUGAUGUCUCCCACUGUCACCCUACAUAAGAUCCUUCUAACGUUCAUUACUGGAGAUAACAUGGUGUCUUACCUGGCCUGUAUGGUAGAAAUCUAUAUGUUUUCUUCUUUAACAGCUCAUGAACUUUUUAUAUUGACGGCCAUGAGCUAUGAUCGAUAUGUAGCUAUUUGUAGACCCCUGAAUUAUAAAAUUAUUAUGGAUUUUAAGAUAUGUCUUCUGUUAGCCACAUUUUGUUGGAUAUUUGGAUUUCUACAAUACACAUCCUUUAUCUGGUUUGUAUCCAAGAUCUCUUGUUUUUCCACCAAUGUUAUUGACCACUUCUGCUGUGACCUUGUCCCCAUCAUCGAAAUUGCCUGCAGUGAUGUUACAAUAUUGGAAACACUGUCCAAUACACAAGGGCUUAUCAUAUAUUUCAUUAUUCCAUUUCUUCUCAUAUUUUCAUCUUAUGUCUUUAUAAUUCGGUCCAUAAUGAAGAUACGUUCCACUGUUGGUAGAAGAAAAGCCUUCUACACGUGUUCCUCACACCUCACAAUUAUCAUAUUGCUUUAUGCAACAUUGAUAUUCCAGUAUCUUAUACCAAGUAAUAGCUUAGGUUCCAAGAAGUUGCAUUCUUUGUUUAACAUGGCAAUUAUCCCAGUGCUCAACCCCUUUAUAUACAGUCUUAAGAAUAAAGAUGUGAAAACAGCUUUCACAAGGAAGAUCGGGAAGUGUAAAAUGAACGCAUUCUGUUGUAUAUUUGAGGGCAGUGUGACAAGAAUGAAGAAAAAGAUCUAA